AUGGUUGACACCGUCCAGGUAGCAAAUGCCAUUGAGAUCGCCUCGAACCACGUCGCCGACAAAGACCUGAAAGCGCAGGCUUUCGACUACCUGAACCAACUCCGCUCCGACCCCUCCGGUUGGCAGGUCUGCUUUGCCCUCUUCACCAAGACCCCACAACAGUCCGAAAUCGUACGGCAUGUCAGCUUGGAGGUGGUCAACAGUGCCGCUCAGGUCGGCUUGAUUGAUCAGGCCUCACUCGCAGUCAUCCGAGAUGGGUUGAUGACCUACAUCCGUCAGGCCUACGGCCCCGAGGCCACCACCAGCCCCGACCCUCCCUACCUCCAAAACAAAAUCGCACAGACCGUGACAUACCUCUUCUCCUUACUCUACGCCAGUGGCUGGGAGUCUUGCAUCGACGACCUCCUCGCCCUCACCAACAAAUCCACGGGUCGGGACCAUCAACCCGGUGUGGUCUUCUACCUGCGUGUCAUGAACUCGAUCCACGAUGAGAUUGGUGAUGUAGUGGUUUCGAGAUCCCGUGGGGAACAGGAUAAGGCAAAUGCGCUGAAGGAUCUUAUCCGUGAGAGGGACAUGCAGAAGAUUGUCAACUCCUGGCAAGAAAUCCUUGCCAUCUGGCGGGAGGGUGAUGACUCGAUUGUGGAAAUGUGUCUGAAGGCGGUUGGCAGCUGGGUGAGCUGGAUUGACAUUUCGCUUGUCGUGAACCAAACCAUGUUGGACCUGCUGUUCCAGCAACUCGGCCGGGCCCAGAAACAAGAGCUCCAGGAGGGCGAGCAGCGAGUGCGUGACGCUGCUGUAGACGUUUUCACCGAAAUAAUUGGCAAGAAGAUGAAGCCUGCGGAUAAAAUUGAGAUGAUUAUCUUCUUGAACCUGGAUUCCAUCAUCACGCAGCUGUCGAACAGUCCCCCGCUGCUCUCGCAGCGCUUUACAUCCAAGUACGAUGUUGAUUUGGCCGAGACAGUUGCCAAGCUUGUCAACAGCACGGCUGUGGAUAUUGUGAGGGUAUUGGAAGAGGAUAUUGGACCCGUCAGAGAGAAAGCAGAGAAUCUCCUUCAGGUCUUCCUGCCUCACAUCUUGCGCUUCUUUUCCGACGAAUAUGACGAAGUUUGCUCGACUAUGAUUACCUGUGUCAAUGUCAUGCUUACCUACCUCCGAAAACUCGCCAAGGCAGACCCAUCCUACGAAGAGCGAAAUAAGGCAAUUCUACUUCCAGUUCUGAAGACCAUUGUCGCCAAAAUGCGCUUUGAUGAAACCUUGAACUGGGGCGACGAAGACGAACAGACCGAUGAGGCGGAGUUCCAUGAGCUCCGCAAGAGACUGGGUGUGUCCCAGCAGAUCAUCUCCUCCGCCGACGAGCAGCUCUACAUCGAUGCGAUUUCAGAGGUGGUGGGUACGACUUUUGAGAACCUACGGGCAUCCGGAGGCCAGCUUGACUGGCGUGACCUGGAACUCGCCCUGCAUGAAAUGUUCCUAUUCGGUGAUCUGGCCGUCCGCAGUGGUAGUCUAUACACCAAGGGCGUUCCCACCGGAGUGGCUUCGAACCGCCUUAUUGAGAUGAUGUCCGCUAUGGUCAGCACUGACAUUCGGUCUUUCACCCACCCCGCGACACAACUUUUGUACAUGGAGCUUUGUGUUCGUUACAGCUCUUUCUUCAUCCACCACACCCACCUGAUUCCCGGAGUCCUGGAGAGCUUCCUCCAGCUUGUGCAUCACCCUGUUGCGAAGGUAAAGACCCGCUCUUGGUACCUGUUCCAGCGUCUGGCUCGCCAACUACGGGCCCAGAUUGGCAAUGUGGCGCAAACAGUUGUCGAGGCGCUGAGCGAUUUGUUGGUAAUUCAGGCAGAAGUGCCUUCGGAGGGCGACGAUGGCGAUGAGAUGUCCUCCGAGGACCACGAGCGUAGCGGAGAGGCCAUCUUCACCAGUCAGCUGUACCUCUUCGAGGCUGUUGGAAUCAUCAGCUCUACCCCAAGUGUCACCGCGGACAAGCAAUUGCUUUACGUCCAAUCCGUGCUCAGUCCCAUUUUUGGUGAUAUGGAACGCAACCUUGAGGCCGCCAAGGCUAACGACGCACGGGCGCUGCUGCAAAUCCACCACGAUAUCUUGGCCCUAGGCACCUUGACUCGAGGAUUUUCCGACUGGCAGCCGGGCACUGCGGGCUCUCCAUCCGCCGGUGUCCUGCCUGAGGUCUCGGCAGCUUUCCUCCAGGUGGCCGAGGCUACCCUUGUGUCUCUCGAGUCUCUCAAGAACUCAUUCGACAUUCGAACCGCUGCCCGAUUUGCGUUCUCUCGACUCAUCGGCGUCCUCGGUGCGCAGAUCCUCCCACAACUGCCCCGAUGGAUCGAUGGACUCCUGACCCAAACCUCGUCACGCGACGAAAUGGCACUUUUCCUUCGUCUCUUGGACCAGGUUAUUUUCGGGUUCAAGAGCGAGAUCUUCAGCAUCCUUGACACCCUUCUGACGCCUUUCCUGCAACGCGUCUUCUCCGGCAUCGCCGAGCCAGCUGUCGGCACCGACGAUGAGAUCCAGCUCGCCGAGCUGAAGCGAGAGUACCUCAACUUCUUGCUCGCAGUGUUGAGCAAUGAUCUGGGCGCUGUCAUCAUCAGCGAAAGAAACCAGUCCAUCUUCGAAACCAUCAUCACCUCCCUCGAGCACUUCGCCAAGGAUAAUGAGGACUUUACUACCGCCAAGAUGGCGUUCAGCGUCUUGAGCCGCAUGGCCAGCUACUGGGGAGGACCUGACACGACCCCUACCAAUGGCACUGCACCAGCCCAGGCCGCCCUCCCUGGCUUUGGUGAAUUCAUGAUCACUCGACUCUCACCCCUCACCUGGGCACUUCCGACGAGUGCAUCCUUCAACCUCAAAGAUCCACAGGCCAAGCAAGCCCUCGCCGAGGCGGGUGGGCUCCAGUGCACCAUCUACGCUAAGACCGGCAUGGAAUAUGCCGAGUACUUGCGCAACCGAGAACUGCCCGGCAUGGGCAUGGGUGCCGAGCUCAUUGAAGAGUUCCUCAACAAUCUGGGCCAGCUGGACGUGAAAGGGUUCCGGCAAUUCUUCCCGUCUUUCAUUCAACGAUUGAGCGCAUGA
Molecule: messenger RNA, 3084 nt
Organism: Penicillium olsonii
Lineage: Eukaryota; Fungi; Ascomycota; Eurotiomycetes; Eurotiales; Aspergillaceae
Source: the annotation of a GenBank genome assembly